This is a messenger RNA of Hypanus sabinus (Atlantic stingray), 1057 nucleotides long. Its product is annotated as tyrosine-protein phosphatase non-receptor type substrate 1-like. The transcript has 4 exons. Lineage: Eukaryota; Metazoa; Chordata; Chondrichthyes; Myliobatiformes; Dasyatidae. The annotation marks the transcript as partial. The record is from RefSeq and is a predicted model, not a curated record.
UUUGUCUUUUCUUCAGCAAAAACAAACCCAAAGGUCUUCCAGACACCACCAGAAAUCCAAAUCUUGAAAGGAGAAACAGCACGAAUAAACUGUUUGUACAGUGGUGGAGAUGAAGAGCAGAUGAGGAUUAAGUGGAUAAGAAACUCCAGUGUACAGCCAUUGUGUCAGCAAAUGAAAAAUAAAUUUAAUUCUGCUUCUGUUCCAUUAUGUGCAAGUCAUUUUCAAGUUACACUGGAUGUCUCAGCAAACUCUGCAUCUUUACUGAUCUAUAACGUUAAUCUAAGUGACAAUGACAUUUAUUUUUGUGAAUUUUCUAUUGAAAUCCCUCCCCCUACACUGACAGCAAAAGGAGAAGGCACGUGGCUGAAAGUGGAGGCACGCCCAACAGUUCAGUUAACAACCAAGGCUCCACCUGCCCCUAACGCUAGCGUACAGCUCAACUGCACAGCGGUGGAGUUCUACCCGGACAACAUUCAAGUGUCCUGGUUUAGGGAUGGACAGUUGAUCACCAACGGGACAGAGGAUGGGCCCCUCUAUUCUAAUAGUGACGGCUCGUUCUCCAGGGCAAGCUUCCUGAAUCUGUCUGUACCUGACUGGAGUGACGGUGGGAAUUAUUCCUGUCAGGUGAACCACUCGACACUCUCCGCACCAAUCAUUAAACACAGCCGUGACAGCAGCCCAGGUCCUGUAAAACAUAAAAAUUAUUGGAGAAUAUUGACAUUAUGCAGUCUACUUGUGCUGAUAGUUGCAGUAAUUUGUAUAUACCUGUAUUCAGUUUCAAAAAAGAAGGUUCCAUUAUCAGUGAUAUCAGCCAGGCCUGAAAAUGAAGAAACUGUGAAGCCGCCAGUGAGACAGCAGCUUAAUGAUAACAGUGAUGAUGCUAUUUACUCGCUGCUUGGCCAGCAUUAUGUGUGUUAAAUAUGAAAAGGCCACCUGUUUAACCAAAGACUGUCUGUGUAAUCUUAUUCUUUGAACGUUCAAAGUCUCCUGUGGUAUUCUUUCAGAAAAUCUGGCAUUCCUUUUGCUGCAUUCUGCCAAUUUAGUGUUGUUCUAGAAG